AUCCAGAGGCCUUUUAUUGUCAUGUUUGCGAACUUAUUAUGUACCUGGCAUUGUUGUAGACACUGGGGUAAGGCAGGGAAGAAAACAAACAGACAAAAUCCUUUCGUUUUCCUGAUGGGGUGAAUGGGAGCUUGAAGCCAUUUUAGAAAAACUGGAAAUGACUCAAUGGGGCAGGAUCGGAGAGAACCAGGAGAACGAAUCAAGCAAGGUCGUGAGGGGCUUUGUGGCAAAAGGAAGGAGUUUGAAGUUUGUAUUCGGGGUGGGUAGGAAGCCAUGAACAGUAGCAGAGGAGUCAUCUUGAUGGAGCGGGGAAGGAGAGAGGGUGUCAGGAGACCCAGGUGGGACCACCAGAGGACGUGCUGAGAAAACCUGAGGAUUAAGAAGGGGCCGCGCGGUAACGUAUAGGGGGCCGGAGAAGGGCAGCAAGGGGGCGAGGCUACGAUCGCCUAGGCAACGCGGGCCGCGCCACACUAUUGGCUGGUCUUUCGCUACGUCAACCCCGCGCCCCAGCGUCCGCCCUCGGAACCCCGGGGGCGCGGCCUCCUCCGGUUGCUCGGCCCCACCCGCCUGCACAGCGACUUGGGGAGGGGCAUGCCAGCCCCUCUGGCUCCACGGUGGAGUCCAGGCUUGGCAUAAAGGAACCGCAGGGAGCAAUGGUGACGAUCUUGGAGCGAGGACUGUAGCUGACUGGAAGGAAGCGGUUCUGUUGGACCGGCCGCCCUCCACCCCGGAGGCGCUGCCCCGCCCCCUGCCAGUUGCACUUCUUUAAAUGGCCCGGGGCGCUAGGGAGGGGUGGGCGGGUCCGGUGUCUGGGGGCACGGGCGGAUGGCUCCGCCCAGCCAAUCGACGCCCCGCGGCGGGCGGGACUCCAGCCAAUCGCGGCUCGCAGCUCGGCUCCGGGGCGGGGCUGGUGGGCCAGAGGCCAGACGGAGAGGCCCCGCCGAGGUGAGCGAGGCCCUAGCCGGUCACUGGUGGGUCUUGGCACUGGCGGGUCGCGACGCUGUGGGCGUUCCAGGAGGUGGUCGUGGCGAACCUGGCAGCUGGGAUCUCUGUGCUCCACACUUGUCUUUCGUGCUCCAUGUUUGAAGAAAUUAACAUUGUGGAAGAACAGUUUUAAGACUCAGAGGAACUUGAGUUAGGAUCGGAACUUGGCAAAUGAGGAAAUUGAUUCUCAUGGAUGUAAAUUCAUUGUUUGAGGCCACAACAGGCAAAGCAUCAUGGUGGGAGGCUUGAAGAGGAAACACUCUGAUUUGGAAGAGGAGGAGGAGAGGUGGAAGUGGAGUCCAGCAGGCCUUCAGAGCUACCAGCAAGCCCUGCUCCGCAUCUCCCUAGACAAAGUCCAGCGCAGUCUGGGCCCCCGAGCACCCAGCCUCCGCAGGCAUGUCCUUAUCCAUAACACCCUCCAACAGCUGCAGGCUGCACUUCGCCUGGCUCCCGCCCCUGCCCUGCCCCCCGAGCCCCUCUUCCUGGGCGAGGAGGAUUUCUCCCUGUCAGCCACCAUUGGCUCUAUUCUCAGGGAGCUGGACACCUCCAUGGAUGGGACUGAGCCCCCUCAGAAUCCAAUGGCUCCCCUCAGCCUCCAGAAUGAAGUGCCACCCCAGCCUGAUCCAGUCUUCUUAGAAGCUCUGAGCUCCCGGUACUUGGGGGACUCUGGCCUGGAUGACUUCUUUCUGGACAUUGACACAUCUGCGGUAGAAAAGGAGCCUGCACGGGCCCCACCAGAGCCUCCUCACAACCUCUUCUGUGCCCCAGGUUCCUGGGAGUGGAAUGAACUGGAUCACAUCAUGGAAAUCAUUCUGGGUUCCUAAAACUGUGAUAGAGGGGAUCCUUCCUCAUGUCAUCUUCGGUGGCCUGGAUCCCUGAAUGCAACUCUGGGUGUGUGUUUUUGUGGGGGCUCUAAGCAGUGACUAUGGCCUCCUUUGUUCCCAUUUCAGGGUUCCACAAACUGUCUUGCAUGUGUGUGUCUGGUUACCCUGACCUUCUGUGAAGGUGGGUCUUCCUGAAUUAAUUUAUCUAUUCCAAAUGCCUUAACGAGACUCUGUUUCUGGGAGUCUGAUUUUCCACUUACACAUUUCUUCCACCUUUCCUGCUAGUUCCCACUCCCCUGUGACCAAUGGGGCCUCAGGGAAGAUAAAGAAAGCUGGGCCUGUCGAAGGAUGACAGGGAUGUUCUGCCAGGUUGCUAUAGAAACCCAGGCUCUGCCUCUUGCACCUUGAGGGGGUGGGAGGGGCUGGUCUCCCUCCAGGCUGAACCCCACUUCCUCGGCAGGACCCCAGUCUCAGCAGCCUCCUGAUUUCAUAACCAGGCCGGACCACGUGCAAUAGGGUGGAAACCAAACUGCUCCAUGCCACGUUAUUUAAAAGAAAGGCAGAGUUUGUGGUGGCUUUUUUUUUUUUGGAUUGUUUGUAAUUUUUUUUAAUAAAAGUAUUUUGGAAGGAG
Molecule: messenger RNA, 2439 nt
Organism: Pongo pygmaeus (Bornean orangutan)
Lineage: Eukaryota; Metazoa; Chordata; Mammalia; Primates; Hominidae
Gene: SERTAD3
Product: SERTA domain containing 3
Exons: 3
Coding region: 1218-1808 (196 amino acids)
Biological process (GO): positive regulation of DNA-templated transcription
Cellular component (GO): nucleus
Source: RefSeq, a predicted model, not a curated record